CGAGAGUCUCGUGGUGAUUGCACAACUCCGUCUCUCUCUCCAAGAUAAAAGGGCAGGUGCUGCGGGACAGGAGGCAUCGUCACUCCCAGACCCUGUCGCCGCGCUCCCCACGAGGAUGGCGGCCAGGCUGCUAAGCACCGUCCUGGGUGUUGUCAUCAUGGUCCAGGUGGGGGCAGCCACCAAGCAGUCCCUGGACCACCAGAAGAUUGCAGGGUUCUGGAGGGAAGUUGGCGUGGCCUCGGAGCACAGCCUUGCCCUGAAGACGUCCAGGAGGCUGGAGGGCCUCUUCCUGACCUUGAGCGGGGGCAACUUGACGGUGAAGGUCGUGUACAACAACUCAGGAAGCUGCCAGACAGAAAACAUGGUGGGCUUAGAAAUGGACGUUUCAGGGAAAUUUGCGUUCCCUGGCCACAGGGAGAUUCACGUGCUGGACACGGACUACGAGCACUACGCCAUCCUCAGGGUGUCCCUGCACUGGCGCGGGCAGGACUUCGGGGUGCUCAAGUACUUCAGUCGGAGCCUUGAGGACGAGAACGAGCCUGGCUUCUGGAAGUUCCGGGAGUUGACAGCAGACACGGGGCUUUACCUGGUGGCCCGCCACGGGAGGUGCGCCAAGCUCCUGAAGGAGGAACUGAUCUGAUGAGCCCCUGCCCCACUGGAGGGGCCGCCUGCACCCAACCUACAGCUCUGCCUGGCGCCCCGAAUAAAUCUCUGAGGCCAA
Molecule: messenger RNA, 721 nt
Organism: Choloepus didactylus (southern two-toed sloth)
Lineage: Eukaryota; Metazoa; Chordata; Mammalia; Pilosa; Megalonychidae
Gene: LCN8
Product: lipocalin 8
Exons: 7
Coding region: 116-640 (174 amino acids)
Molecular function (GO): small molecule binding
Source: RefSeq, a predicted model, not a curated record